Molecule: messenger RNA, 1935 nt
Organism: Cucurbitaria berberidis CBS 394.84
Lineage: Eukaryota; Fungi; Ascomycota; Dothideomycetes; Pleosporales; Cucurbitariaceae
Exons: 2
Coding region: 1-1935 (644 amino acids)
Source: RefSeq, a predicted model, not a curated record
AUGUCGGAGCUGCACACGGCCCUGGAGUGUCUGAGACCCAAGGACUUUGGCGACAUACCAACUGACAAUCUCCAAACAUUCCUUCCAGAAAUCCUGUCGAAUGCCGAACUCAUCGCAAACUCGGUUCCUCCUCCCCCGAAUGGCACGCCGUACGAGUCGGCGCAGCGAACGCGGACAGACCCGACGCCCGCAUCCAACGCUGCAGACCUUACCAAGUCCGAGGUACGACGGCCACCUCCAGCAAAGGAGCACGAAGAACUGCAGAAGUCGUGGGGGAAACCAGUCAAGCUGGGCAAUAAGGAGGCAGCGACCGGCAUGAGUGUCUUCAAGAUGGCAGGACAUGACCGUCAUGGCGCGUGGUUCGCGCGGACGAGCGUACAUGAGGGGCUCGGGUUUGCGAAGUGGAAGCGCGCAAUGCAAACAGAGUUUCCAGAAAGUCUCGAGAUUCAAGGCGGGCCUGGCGAGGGCAACGUGAGAGGAAUUGGAGGAGAUCAACGCUUGGAAGACAUCACUGUGGACGGCAUAGGAAAGCUGGAGGUAUACCAGCUGUCCGCACAGUUCCCAGGACCAACCUCCCCGCGGGAAUUCAUCACGUUGCUGAUCACCUCGAGUACCUGCCUCACCGAAGCCUCCAAAGUCGACAAUGCGAUACCGCGACACUUCAUGGUUGUUUCAAUACCAGUGACACAUCCAGAGGCUCCAAUUCGGAGUGGGAUGGUUCGCGGGUUCUACGAGUCUAUCGAGAUGAUUAGAGAGAUACCAUUAGCCAGCACCAAAGAGGCGGGUGAGAGCGACGCCGAAUUGAAUCCAGUGGAGUGGAUAAUGGUCACGCGAAGUGAUCCUGGAGGCGGCAUACCGCGAUUCAUGGUCGAAAGAAAUGUACCGAGUAGUAUUGUGCAGGACGCAGUCAAGUUUCUUGAUUGGGCUUGCGCGAAGAGCGAAACUACAGAAGACGCAGCAACGAUCGGAGAAGAUGGCACAAUUGAUACCCCACAGCACCACGACUCAGGUCGUGCUCUGUCAAUAACUCAAUCGAACGGUAUCACAGCUGGCAUAGGAACUAGCAUAGCUGAUAGACCCUCACCUGCCCUGCGGCGGCUAUCACAACGGACUGUGCACAAAAGCACUGAUGACCAACAAGGCCUACUAGGUCAGCUAAAGGACUCAGUUGGUGCGUACAUCCCAGACGCUAUCAAUCCGGUCCAGCGCACAUCCUCCAGUAGCUCAUCGAGUGCAUCCUCUUCUGUGGAAUCUUUCGCCUCAGCUGAGCAAUUCAAUAAUGCACCCGAUGGACUCCCAAUCGAUGACUCGAUCCCAACACCCUCAACAGCGUCACUGCAAUCCAUCCCAGCAAUGACUGAUGACAGCCCACAUGCACGUGAGAUGCAGAAAAUUGAGGACAGGAAACAUCAGCUCAAGGAGCAGCUCGAACAAGCGCGCGAGAAGCAAACCCAAGAGUUGCAGAAUGAAAACCAAAAGACGCAGAAAGAAAUGGAGAAGGCCAACGAGAAACACGAAAAGGAGCGAAAAAGGCAGGAAGACAAAUUCCAAAAGGAGAUCCGAAGACUGGAAGAGCGUCGAGAGAAGGAAACCAAAAAGCUCCUCGCCCGCCAACAGAAAGAAGCUGAUAAGAACCAGCUUGGGAAAGCACAACGGGAACGCGAUGAGUAUAAAAAGAGAACAGACAUCUUGGAGGAAGAAAACAAGCUGCUGAAAGAGCAGAUUGGCGAGCUGCAGAGAGAAAACACGGCCUUGGUAGCACGAAUGGGCAAGACGGAGAGUGGGCGGGAGGUUCUCAGGAUGGUGAGGGAAGAAGAUAUGCAGGGGCGGACCAGGGCGAGCUCAAGGGCUAGUGGUACUUCGGUGAAGAGCGGGAAGAAGAGAAAGGAAUCUGUUGAUACGGCGAGGGCGGAGACUGAGUCAUCGACGUCUUGA